Messenger RNA from Penicillium brevicompactum, 2244 nucleotides. RefSeq lists its product as uncharacterized. Gene Ontology annotation, molecular function: protein binding. Gene Ontology annotation, biological process: vacuolar acidification. The record is from RefSeq and is a predicted model, not a curated record. Gene Ontology annotation, cellular component: RAVE complex. The transcript has 3 exons. NCBI's taxonomy places the organism in Eukaryota, Fungi, Ascomycota, Eurotiomycetes, Eurotiales, Aspergillaceae. The coding region runs from base 1 to 2244 and encodes 747 amino acids.
AUGCGAGCGGUACUGCCAGGCAGACCCCCAGCUAAGCUCCAGUCGUUCAGCACGGCGCUCUGGAAUGGUCUUCGCGUUGUUGCAUACAUUUCUGGUCAUGCGCUGGUCAUCCUCGGCGGUCCCCAAACACUCCUCCAAACGAUCUACGUCGACGAUACCGAUAUACUUGAAGCUGUCGUGAUUGAUGAAUCGUCUGGAAAGAUUGCUGUCUGUGGUGGCCCCGAUGUGUUUGUGUACCAGCCGUAUGGCAUCCAGGGUGAAACGCUCAAGGUGCGCACCCAGCCCGCUCUACGUGGCCCGAACUACCAAUGGUCCCUCCUGAACACGUUUCGUGCCUCCGAUGACGACGAACCGAUCUAUACUUUAUCGUGGGGUUCCGCGAAUGAGCUCCUAGUGGGUAACUCCCGCCUCGCCCUUUGGUUCAUGAACGAUGAGCCGCGCCUAGUAUGGAAAAGGAAGCUUGCUGCGCCGGUCAAAUUUGCCCAGUUCUCGCCUGAUUCAGCUUUGAUUGUCACAGUCGGACGGUAUGACCGAUUGGCCAAGAUCUGGAGACGACUUGCGUUCGGCGCAGACGAGGUUCGAUUCGAGGUCUCGUAUCUGCCACAUCCUGACGUUGUGACCGGCAUACACUGGCGACUACCCCGGCAUCCCGAACAAUCUAUGGAUAACGUUCUCUAUACAUUUUGCGCCGACAAUAAGAUUCGAGUAUGGGCUGUGACAGACCACCAUGCACUAUCUGCGUUGCAAUUAUGGACGGAGAUUGACAUGGGAAAGUCGGUUCAGCCGAGACUUGCGUCGGACAAACAUCAUGGCUCACAUCGACGGUAUGGAUUCAUUCUUGAUGGCCGCGAUUUCUGUGUCGCAACAGAGCGCGCUAUUCAGCGAAGCACCGGGAACGGAGCGAAUCAUGCGUUAGAACAUAUUAUCGAGGUUGCGAGCAAUGCCCCGGAGAUAUGCGUUGUCACCGAUGGCGAGGGACACAUGUCUGCCUGGGCAUUGGAGGACGUUGGCUCCAAAGCAAAGACCAAUCUAAGUGUCUUCAAUAUUCUGCAUGUGGAGGGCUUGGAAUUCGGAUUUGCAUUUGACAGAGCACCACAAGAGGACUAUGCACAAAUUAGCGCAUUCCAGAGUACAUUAUCCGACGACAAGUUGACUGUUCUAGUCCAUCACUACGAUGGCCGGAUUGAGUGGUAUGACUCCCACGUGGAUGUCCUCUUCGAUCCCGCGCCUCGCAAGAAGCGAAUAACCCAAAGGGCCUCUUGGUCGGGUCACACUGCUCCUGUGAAGAAGAUUGUUCGCAACGCAACUGGCGAUACAUUGGUGUCGCGUACUAAUGAAAAUAAAGCCACUGUGUGGAAGCAGCAGCGCCGAAAUGGGGGGUCAAUUGCGCACAAGAGUGUUCUCCUCUCAGAUGAGCAUAUUCAUCGGACGUGUGUGAUUGACGACACUGAUCUUCUGGUCAAUCUUCAUCACAAAGGCAUCUCACUGUGGGAUUUCAGCGCAAACCAUGCUAAGAAGCUGGCUUCUCUGCCGUUUACCAAACCCACGAAACCCCUUUGUGUCUUGUCAAUCCCCAGCACCGAAACACAUCCAGGCGUUGCCUAUAUCGCAACAAUAUGGGCCGAUAUGCGCGGAAUUGUGUGGGAAGUGCGGUCGCCUAGUCUCGAUGACCGAAAAACAACACCCGAAACCAAUCCAGAUCAGAUUAUGCGUGCAUUCUGCACGUUUGAUAUGGGCUUAGAUGAAGAGGUCGCAUACAUACUCCCCGUGGACCCGGCUGGCCCAAAGGCCCAAACUUCGAAAUUCUUCGAUUCAUUCUCGACUGAUAUCGCGCUCUCUUACACCAAUAGCGGAGUUGUCAGGACAUGGACCGCCAAGGUCGAUCCGACGAAUGUCAAGAUUGACUGGCUACUACAAUCCACCGUUGAUACAGGAAUCACAAAUCCUGCGCUAGCUUCCGGUAGCUCUAUCCGGAAGGCAGCCCUCAUUGACGAGACAAAGACCCACCUCACUAUUUGGGAUACGAAUAACGCGCAACUCGAGUUUGAGGAACAUUUCGCUGCACAUGAUAUCAUUAGGGACCUGGACUGGACCUCAACACCAGACAAGCAGUCCAUUUUAGCCGUGGGAUUCCCCCACAAGGUCGUUCUCUUAUCGCAACUUCGCUAUGACUACCUGGAUUCACGGCCAUCAUGGACGCAAGUUCGAGAAAUUUGGAUUCGAGAUCUCACCCCCAUCCUAUAG